AGAGCUGCAAGAUGGCGGAGCGCGGCGGCUUCGGUGAAGCCGCAACUGCUGUAUCUCUUUCUGCACCUGCUCCUGGCAGGAGCCCGCCGCUAGGCUGGAAGGAGCGGCUGCGGGCCUGGCUGGCAGGGGCUGGGGCCUCGUUGUGGUUCGUGGCUGGGCUGGGGCUGCUUUACGCUCUGAGGGUCCCUCUGAGGCUGUGUGAGAACUUGGCAGCGGGUGAGAGGACCAGACCUCCCGGGGACGGGCCAGGGGCCAGACAGGUGCCGGGGGCAAGGGCCAAAGGGCAGAGAUUCUCGGUAGUCGUCGAGGGCUUCGGAAAAGUCUGUGAUACGCGACCAAUGGCAGUAUUUUUAAAUUCAUUGACACCCAAAUUCUAUGUGGCACUUACAGGGACAUCUUCUUUGAUAUCAGGACUAAUAUUUAUAUUUGAAUGGUGGUACUUCCAUAAGCAUGGCACAUCUUUUAUUGAGCAAGUAUCUGUAAGCCAUUUGCGACCACUGAUGGGAAGAACAGAGAGCAGCAUUUCAGAACCAGGUUCUUCUUCCAGCAAUGGAGAAAGUGAAACCAGCAGGCAGAAUUUGUCAGAAUGCAAAGUAUGGCGAAAUCCUCUAAAUCUUUUCAGAGGAGCAGAAUAUAGCAGAUACACUUGGGUGACUGGUAAAGAACCACUUACAUACUAUGACAUGAACUUGUCAGCUCAGGACCAUCAGACCUUUUUCACCUGUGACACAGACUUUUUACGUCCUUCAGAUAUAGUUAUGCAGAAGGCAUGGAGGGAAAGAAAUCCUCCAGCUCGAAUCAAAGCAGCCUAUCAAGCUUUAGAGUUAAACAAUGAGUGUGCCACUGCAUAUGUUCUACUGGCUGAGGAAGAAGCAACAACUAUUGUAGACGCUGAAAGGUUAUUUAAACAGGCACUCAAGGCAGGAGAAACAAUUUAUAAGCGGUCACAGCAAUGCCAGCACCAGAGUCCUCAGCACGAAGCUCAACUGAGGAGAGAUACUAAUGUACUAGUAUACAUUAAAAGAAGAUUGGCAAUGUGUGCAAGAAAAUUAGGAAGAAUAAGAGAAGCAGUAAAAAUAAUGAGAGAUUUGAUGAAAGAAUUUCCUCCUCUCACCAUGUUGAACAUCCAUGAAAAUCUCUUAGAAUCACUUUUAGAAUUACAGGCCUAUGCAGAUGUUCAGGCAGUCCUAGCAAAAUAUGAUGAUAUAAGCCUUCCAAAGUCAGCAGCUAUCUGUUAUACAGCAGCACUAUUGAAGACAAGGACUGUUUCAGAUAAAUUCUCUCCAGAAACAGCCUCUAGAAGAGGGCUAAGCACAGCAGAAAUUAAUGCUGUGGAAGCAAUUCAUAGAGCUGUGGAAUUUAAUCCUCAUGUUCCAAAAUAUUUACUAGAGAUGAAAAGUUUAAUUUUGCCUCCAGAACACAUUCUGAAACGAGGUGAUAGUGAAGCAAUUGCUUAUGCUUUCUUUCAUCUUCAGCACUGGAAGCGAAUAGAAGGUGCUCUUAAUCUGUUACAGUGUACAUGGGAAGGCACUUUUAGAAUGAUUCCAUAUCCAUUAGAAAAAGGACAUCUAUUUUACCCUUAUCCCAGCUGCACAGAGACUGCUGAUAGAGAGCUGUUACCUACCUUUCAUCACGUUUCUGUUUACCCAAAGAAGGAGCUUCCUUUUUUCAUCCAUUUCACAGCAGGACUGUGUUCUUCUACAGCAAUGAUAGCCCUUCUCACACACCAGUUUCCUGAAAUCAUGGGUGUUUUUGCUAAAGCUGUGAUCUCAACAAAAUUAAAAGAACUGAUAUUCAGAGAAUUCAGACCACAUAAUCACCUUCUGAUCUCAUCAGAAUUUCAAGCAUUUUGGAAAUAAGACAUAUAUGUACUGUUCAAAGUAUAGAAAAGGGCUAUAUUUCCAAUUAAUAAGGAUGAGGGACCAUCCUGGUUUUGAAAAUGAAAUAAUGUGGUGUCAUUGUGAAGCAAAGGGGACUAGUAAGAGUUUGGACCAAAAUUACUUGGCUCUAUGGACAUGUGAGAGAGAAUAGGAAAGAUCUACCCAGAAUUUCCCAGACUUCACUUGUUAAUGUCAAAGUUACAUUUGGCAGUCACUGAUUCUGAAAACAGGCAUGUAUCAUGUUAAUUUAAAAACUAAAUAAAGGAUAUUGAGAUAAGGCAAUAAAAUAAGUUUCCUUUAGCUUUUCUUCCAAGCUGAAUUUUGCUGAUCAAUUCUGCAUCCUUGACAAUUCUACACCUUUACUACAGGGGUAACCAUCAAGAUUAUUUUCAAGUAACUAAAAAAUAUUUCCAAUCUUUAUUUGGCUGUCUUAGUAAAGUAAUAUGUAUUAGCUGGAUCACUGGGGAUAUGACCUUAAAAUACAUAUUUUGAAAUAGGCAGUCCUUGAGUUUAUACAAAUUAGGCAUGUAAUCAAUAAAUACAGUAAAACAAUGGAAGUAUAUGGAGUAGAAGAGUAGGCCCAAGGUUGUACUAUAGGGUUGAAGGAUAUACUGAUUUAACUCAGUGUUGCAGCAGAAGAAAGGAAGUAAGAGUAUCUGAACAAUGAGUUGGAGGCAGAAGACUAGGGAUCAGACUUUGGAAUUUACUUGAUUGGUGACUGUUACUUCUCUAGCAGUCUAUAUCUGAGCUUGUCACACCUAGUGGAAUAAGCAGAAAUUAUUAUUCUUUGGGUAGGUUAACAAAAUAUACAUCUCCAGAUGGUGAGUUAGAUUCAUGAUGGCAUCUUCUAAUUCAGAGGUCUAAUAUGUAGCACAUGGGUAAGGAGGCACAUUCAUAUAUCUGGAUGUUAGGGAGCCCACUCUGAUCCAUUUGCCUGCAUUCCUGUUCAUACUAGUGAUGGUGUCUGCUAAUAUCAGGUCCCCAGAGAAAGAUGUAAACUCCAGCUCCACUGAGUUCCUGCAAAGUUACCAUCUACUUCUAUAGGACUUGGAUAAAGAUAAUGAAAAGUUACUUAACUUUUUUUUUUUUUUAACUUUUAUCUUUCAGAUGGCAUUGAGAGUAACCAAAUCUCUUUUUUGGCCUCAAGUUCUAUAUUGAAUUUUUUAAAUUGCUUUUUGAGCAAUUACUUUUCCCUUGUUGCUUAACCAGUCAUACAAGUUGAGACUUCUGGUCUCUAUGCCUAUUCUAUAAUAGGUGCUCUGGGAGAACAGAUGAAAAAUAAUAAGUCAGUUAGAUAUUUUAUGAGUAUUGAAAUCCCUUCCAUUCAGAAAUGUAAAUAAAAUAACCAGCAUGAGCAAUCAGCUUAUGUCAGAUUCCAUGGGUUUAUGUUACAUAGGGAAAUUAUAGUGCAACCUGAAACAUGCUUCUUAAUGAAUUCAUAGUGCUGUCAUAGUUGAAUGUAAACCCUUGAGCUUUUCUUUUGUGAAGGGUUUCAGAAAUCACCUUUUAUAAACUGCCUAGGGGAGUGGGGAAAACUAAGAUGAUACUAACAAAUGCUAUCACUGUGUAGUGGCUACCUCCCUUCCAACACCAAAUUGUGCCAGUUAAACCUAGAACACUGCUCACCUUUUGGCUUAUGUGCUUAAAACAUAUAUACUACAUACUAUACUACUCAAUGUGCUUAAAACAUAUAUACUACACUGGAUCAGACCCACAGUCCAAUAUACUUUUUCUGAAAGUGGCACCAGAGAACUGCUCUGGAAGAACAGGAUUGUCCUUGUGGUUUUUAUUCUCAGAAGUUAGGGAAGUCUGGUUAAGAAGUAUUGCAGAAGACUAGUAAAUAGCUGUUUUUACCUUCAGCAAAUGCAGGAAGCCAGACACCUAACUGGAAAUCAUGAAAUCAGAAUUUGUCUCCUUCUUUGGCUGCUGCUCCUUAUAGUAUACUAGAAUUAUCUCGUUUAUUAGUGAACUUGUAUUUCAGUCUCUUAAGGUCUUUGCAGCUCUUCUCCUAUUCACUGUUGUCUCAGAUAUAUUCAUGAGAUAUGAUGAAUCUGCUAGCCACAAAAGUCCAAUAUACCAAAUAGAAUAGAGGGGACCAGUCGAGUUUUAAGGGAGUAAAGGAGAGAAGCCUUUGUUUUCUAUUUUAGAUUAUUCCCUUUUCACAUUCUAAUUUCUUAAGGGUUUGGCUUGAUUUAUGCCAGAUUCUGGGGCUAUAAGCCUACAUUAAUGUAUCACAGUUCUGGAGAGGAUAUUUGAUAUCCCUUUCUUAGUCCAGAAUCUCAAAUGAUAAGGAGCUAUAGUUAAUGAUAUGUAUGUAGUAUUUUGUUGAACUUUACAAUAUAGAUCUCUUGUAGUUCCUGUAUCUAUAACAAUUGGAUUCAUCCUUGUGCUUUUCCAUAGAUGCACUGGUAUUUACUGACGUAGAUCAAUAGAGGACUCUGAACUAUUUGACGGUCUGGGUACAUACAGUCAUCUCACAUUAUUUAAGUCCUGAUCUCAGAAUUCUAAUUUCUCUGUAUUCCCCACUGUAUAUAACGUGUACUUGCUUGAACUUCCUUAUAUAUUGCUUAUACAUUCUACUUUCAGCACAUACCAGUUCCUUCUAUUUAAAUUGCCCUCUCAACUGUCCUUAACCAAUUCAUGCAUUAUCUUUUAAAAAUCUACCUCCUGUAGAAAACCAUCUCUAAUUAAUCUUAUUUACCUAAUUCCUUUAUUCUGAGACUUCUGUUUCCCACUUCAUUGAACUGUUUACAUUGUAAAUUGUUGCUUGUGUACACUGUCACCCAACAAGCAUAAUGAUUCUAGGAAUAAUGAUCUUCCUCCAUCCCCUUGUCUUUAUUUAUUAUACACAAACAUUUUGAAGGCCUACUGAUGACCUUUACAAUUUCCCCAGAGUUCUGGUCCACCUUCCAUACCA
Molecule: messenger RNA, 4797 nt
Organism: Microcebus murinus (gray mouse lemur)
Lineage: Eukaryota; Metazoa; Chordata; Mammalia; Primates; Cheirogaleidae
Source: RefSeq, a predicted model, not a curated record